Molecule: messenger RNA, 2779 nt
Organism: Vollenhovia emeryi
Lineage: Eukaryota; Metazoa; Arthropoda; Insecta; Hymenoptera; Formicidae
Product: venom acid phosphatase Acph-1-like
Exons: 7
Coding region: 210-1367 (385 amino acids)
Biological process (GO): dephosphorylation
Molecular function (GO): phosphatase activity
Source: RefSeq, a predicted model, not a curated record
GCGAUAUAUACUAAUGCAGAUACAGUAUAUAGUGAAUUGAUAGCGGAUAGUCGUCAAAGAAAACCUCUGUCUCGUUACAUGUAAAGUGUGAGAACUCACAGUCGUAUUCUCGAUUUGGCCAGUCCUAAUCUUUCUCCGAUUCUCUUCAGAAUUUCGAGAUUCAUCGUCACGGAAUAUCUGAAUUUGAUUCACCCCGUUUGUUCGAGAAGAUGGUGAAACUGCAACGUUUCGUGGACGUAAAAAUAUUACUAUUUUACUUCUGCUUAUUAACGUCAGGGAUCUCGGUGCCGAUUGCCGUCCAUGAGUCGGAAAGUAUUUCUGCAGGAGACGAUUAUUCGAGCUUACUAUUAGUCAGCGCGGUGUUCAGACACGGCGAUCGCACGGCAGACGAGUUCGAAACUUAUCCAAAUGACCCAUACAAACAUAAGGAUUUCUACCCAGAUGGCAACGGGCAGUUAACGAUAGCCGGCAAGAUAAGAGCGUACAACUUAGGACUGAUGCUAAGAGAUAAAUACAACAGUUUGCUCGGGGAUGUGUAUUAUCCGCCGAAUGUCUAUGCACGUAGCACAGAUGUGUCUCGCACUAAGAUGACCCUGCAGCUAGUUCUCGCGGCGCUUUAUCCGCCUGUUGAUGGCCAAAAGUGGAACUCGAAUCUUACUUGGCAACCGAUGGAAAUGACAUAUAUUCCAAAGACACAGGAUGACUUACUAUUUCCAUUUGUGUGCUCCACAUAUGUGGAAAUGUUGAAAGAUCUGCUACAAAGUUCAGAAGUGAAAAAGAAAAUAGAACAGUUUAAUGAUUUCAUGGAGACAGUAUCAAAGUAUACAGGAGAGAAUGUCACUAGUAUCACGAACCUCACUGUUUUGUAUACUACUUUAUAUGUGCAAUAUUCAAUGAAUUUGCCUUUGCCCAAGUGGACACAAGACAUGUUUCCGAAUGGCAAACUUUUGGAAGCUACUCUCUUAUUCUUCAAAUUAUUGAGUUACGACAAGUUAAAAUAUUUCAAUGGAGGUGUAUUAUUGAAUACAAUAAUUGAGGACAUGAAUAAAGUGAUCAACGAAUCACUGCCAAAUCGAAAGAUUAAUCUUUUCUCUGCGCAUGACAUAAAUGUGGCCGCGAUAUUACAUGCUCUAAAUAUACCUCUACUUCAUACACCGGGGUAUACAAGCAGCGUUAUCAUAGAAUUACAUAAAAAAAGUGAGGCGUAUUUUGUCAAAGUGUUAUACUACUUGGGAACUCCAUCUAAUAUAAAAGAAAUCAGAAUUCCCGGCUGCGAAAUAUUAUGUCCGUACAAUAAAUUUGUCGAAUUAACAUGGUCAACUAAUGUCUCUAAAGAGCCAUGUAACCCAGCGAAAAUAGACGAAUAACCAGUAGAUCCCAGUAAUUUAAUAUAUUCAACAGGACUGGAGUUAUAAAGGUCAUAAAACUGACCAUCUAAGGUCAUUUUUCUUUUACGAAAUAUUAUAUUAUUUGCUUUUUAGAAAUAGAAUCGCAAUCAAAUUGUUACAUUUAUAUCGAACGAAAGGUGGAGAAACGUCUAAUAUUAUCAUUGGCAGCUAAAUUUUAUUUUAAUUAACGAAAUAGUUAAUAAGGCAAGAACACAUUUUAUAAGGUCUCGUUUUACAAACUUCAGUUUUACGUGGAGCAGUAUUGUUACAAUACCGUCUCCUAUCUAGUAUAAUAAAAUUGGCGCGGCAGACGGUUUUAUCACAUUUUCCUCAUUAUCCGGUAUCGUACCGCCGAAAACUAGAUGCCCAUACGAUCGCGGAAAGUUAAGUUCGUUAAGUAUGCUCAGAGUCGUGUCUUAUCGAAGACACGGAGCUCAGAUCCUCCGCCUACCGUGCCGUAGCAUAACAAUUACCCUAUUAUUUCGCACACACCGCCGCGGCGAUUCGUUGGGCCUAUACACCGCACAUUUCCGUUCCACGAUAUACUCCCAACUUCCAUUAAGGUUAAAUCUUUUCGGCCGUCGCGUAAGCAGAUAUCAACGCUGAAGUUUAAUUUGCCCUUUUACAUUAUUACCACUUACGGCCGUCGAUCAACGCUAUUUUAAUUUGAUUCUACACGAGGAGUGGAUCUAUCGUAGAAUGCGAGGAGAAAAUUGUUACUAAAAUUAUUUCCCAGAUAAUACAAAGAGAUAGAUUCUUUUUCAAUUCUUUCCGAAUAAAAAAGGUAAAAAGAGUUCUUUCGAGUACAUUUUUAACGGAUUACGACAGUCAUAAAGAAUUUUUUUUAAAUUAAAUUAUUUUUGAACUCAUAAUGAUCACCUGUGCGUUAACCCCAAGAGCGACAACUUCGAGAGAAACUUUUUCUGAAUCAAUAAUUCUAAUUAAGGUUGAAAUUGUGUAAGGAAAAUUAUUAUCAGAAUAUAUUACUUACAAUGCGAGGGGAAAAUUGUUACUAGAAUUAUUUCUCAGAUAACAGAAAGAGAUGGAUUCUUCUUCAAUUUCCGAAUAAAAAAGAUGAAAGGAGUUCUGUCGAAUACAUUUUUAACGGAUUACAACAGCCAUAAAGAAUUUUUAAAAAUUAAAUUCUUUUUGAGCUCAUAAUGAUCACCUGUCCGUUAACUCCAAGAGCGACAACUUCGAGAGAAACUUGUUUUUAAAUCAACAAUUCUAAUUAAUGUUAAAAUUAUGCGAAAUAUAUGGUGUAAGCCAAAUAAGAUUUACAAUAUAGAUGUGUUUUAUAUAAUUAUAUUAUAUUACCCGUUGUGUGUAUUACGGUGAAAGUUUUAUAAAUAGAACAUGUAUCUAAAUGUAAUAAAUCAAAAUAGAACGUA